Thrips palmi is the source of this 2881-nucleotide messenger RNA. RefSeq names its product pancreatic lipase-related protein 2-like. Gene Ontology annotation, molecular function: lipase activity. The record is from RefSeq and is a predicted model, not a curated record. The coding region runs from base 420 to 1472 and encodes 350 amino acids. Gene Ontology annotation, biological process: lipid metabolic process. The transcript is spliced from 8 exons. NCBI's taxonomy places the organism in Eukaryota, Metazoa, Arthropoda, Insecta, Thysanoptera, Thripidae.
CGGAAUCGCUCUGGCUUGUGUGCACACUGUGCAGAGCAGAGGCGUGCUUCGCGUGCUUCGCGACUUCGUCUUAAGGAAGGCGUGACGCGGUGCCGAACACUCCUGGCAGUGCGCACCGCGGCGUCGCGGCGGAGGCGAGGAUCGGGGAAGUCUGUGGCCCCUACCGUGCUGGCCAGCUUAUUCGAAUCUCGAGGCCCGUUCGCGCCGCAGCGUUGCCAUAGCGUUGUCAUAGCGACGCCGACUCACUCCCAGCGACCCCGGCCAGCGGAACGGAAGUGUGAGCGACCAGCACACCGGAAGUGUGGGCCGGGCGGCGCGGCGUUACCGGGCCAGCUGACCACUUAGUGCGGGGCCCUGCGACGCGCUGGGGACGCCGCGGACUUCGAGGCACUUCGAGGUCCCCGCUACACUGGUCUGACAUGGAGCUUCUCGAAGGCGUGCUGCUGGUGCUGUUGGCGCAGGCGGUCGCGUCAACCCCCCUCUGCCCGGUCGCCCAAGGCGAUUCCUGCAAAGAAGUGCGGUUCUUCUUGUGGACCAGCGCCAACCCGGCCGAGCCCCAGGAGGUGACCGUCGGCAACAUCAGCGCCUCGCACUUCAACAACUCGCACCCCACCAAGUUCGUGAUCCACGGCUACGCCUCGGGCAUGGACCUGCCGCAGCUCGCCGACAUCCGCAAAGAGUACCUGCUGCGGGGCCCGCACAACCUCAUCUCCCCGCAGUACCUGGAGCUGGCCGACAGCCCCUGCUACCUGACGGCCGUCGUGAACCUGGACUACGUGGGCAAGUGCGUGGCUCGCUUCGUCCGCGGCCUGGACGUGGCGCGCCGCCCCUUGGAGGCUGACGGCGAGGCUGGCGUGGUGGACGUGCUGGACCUGCACCUCGUGGGCUUCAGCCUCGGCGGCCAGACGGCGGCCUUCGUCGCCAACCACCUCCGGCCCGAGUUCCUCCUGGACAGGAUAACGGGGCUGGACCCGGCGUUCCCGCUGUUCACCACGAGCGACAAGGACCGGAAGCUGACGCCCGACGACGCGCUCUUCGUGGACGUGUUCCACGCCAACGCCUUCGUGCAGGGCCAGGGCAGCCCCUGCGGCACCGUCGACUUCUACAUGAACGGCGGCGUCAGGCAGCCCGGCUGCGACGACCAGGGCUUCCUAGACAGGAUGAAGUGCGACCACCACCGCGCCCCGAUCUACUUCGCCGAGUCCAUCCGGUCGCCGGUCGGCUUCUGGGGGUGGAACUGCACGUCUAUCGAGGACUACGACAUGGGGCGCUGUCCCGCCACCGGGCCCGGGGCUCUGGCCGGGGACGGCGUGGACCGGGCGUCGAAGGGGUUCUACAUCGUGGAGACCAAGAGCAGCGAACCGUUCGCGCGCGGGCGGUGGUGGCUGCAAGACCAGCAAGGGGAGGCGGUGUCGGAUCAAUCGGAACACGCUGCCGAAAAACAAAUUCAUCCCACCGUAACCCUCGCCUAAGAGUGUCUGCCAGCAACAACGGCAAGAUCCCCGGUCUCGGACACCCUGCUGGGAGGUUUCCACCUGCACUUUUGACUUCACGGGCUACUUCAUCCAAGACGUGAUUGUUCAAGUUAUGGAAUCGGGAUCACAACGGAUCUAGUGACAUUCUCCAGUCCUCCUCUUCGCGGGGCGGCCAUGGUGGUCCUGUUUGCAGCCUUCGACCUCUUCCAGUCCAGGGCGCCCUCCAGAGGCGUGGGAAAAAGACCUGUCUGGAUCCUCACCCUGUCGCCUAUCGUCCCGGAUGCAGGUCGAUGUCCGGAACUGGCGUUCUGCAGGGGUGUGAGAGAGACAGCGAGAGUCUUCGGAGAGGGUCCACCUCCCUGACGCGCAUGUCCACGCCGUGGAGGGCCUGCUGGCCUGCGGGCAGGAGCGAAACCUCGACGGGGACUGCAUGUCCCGGACGCGGAGCGCGUAUGCAUCUAGCCGUCUGUCUGUUUGUCUUUCUGUCUUUCUGUCUUUCUGUCUGUCUGCCUGCCUGUCUGUCUGUAUGUCUGUCAGCCUGUCUGUCUGCCGGCCUCGACCGUCCUGCCGGGCCACCCUAACCCGGCCAUACGCUCAAGGGCGACAUGGGACGGGGUGGGCAGGGCGCCGGCAGGGCCCCGGCAGGGCUGCUGGGGUCCUCACGCAAGAUGAGAGCGAGAUUGAAUUUCGGAGUAGGUGCCUGCAUGCCCAUCGGGCUUACAGUGCAAAGGACGAGAGAAAGGGCUUCGCCGUGGCGUCGCAGAGGAACGCAGCCCGUUGGCUCGCCGUCCUCGUGCCCCACCAAAAGUGGGACAACUUUGUUCGAUACGUGUCCUCCGUCUGCCAAACUUAAGUUAGUUGUUGUGUCUCAUCAAUCAGCAUGUGUGUUUGUGUUAGUGUGUGUGCGAGGGCGGGGCAGAAGAGCUACCGGGCCUCAACAAAGACCGCCAUCGCCGAAAUGAACUUCUGCUUCCUUUCUCGACGACUCGUUUCGUUUUUUUCGAGAGCACAGGAAAUUUGCGAACUAUCGCGAUUUGUCUUUUGCCUUCCGCUCGUUAGCGUGUUUUCCCUGGGAGAAGUACGGCCCUUGCGUGUGCUCCACUUGCCGUUGUCUCGCUGGGCGGAGGAGAUUGCGCCAAAAUGAGCGUGUUGGCGUGGAGCCUUGGCUGCCUUGGCUGCCGUGGCUGCCGUGGCUGCCCUGGCCAGCGGGACCAGCGAAUGCCGAGACUUAUCGGAACCUGUUGAAGACGUCACGGAGAGGACGCACUGACGGACGGGCAGACAGGCAGACAGACAGACAGACAGACAGACAGACAGACAGACAGAUAGAUAGACAGACAGACAGACACACACACAGACAGACAGACAACGAGAGGGCCCAAAAUGUAAAUAAAGUAUGUUUUCCC